GCGCUUGAGGCGGAACCUGAGGAACGGGAGGGGCGGGCCCGAGGUCCGGAAGCGGACGGAAUACCGGGCCCAUCCGCCUGCAGGCCAUGGACGAAGCGGACCGGCGGCUCCUUCGGCGGUGCCGGGUGCGCCUGGUGGGCGAGCUGCAGGUGGCCUCGCUCUGGGACGCCUUGCUGAAUCGCGAGCUCUUCACGCCCGACAUGAUCGAGGACAUCCAGCAUGCAGGCUCCGGGUCCCGGCGGGACCAAGCCAGGCAGCUGGUUACAGAUCUGGAGACCCGAGGGAAGCAGGCCCUUCCCCUGUUCAUCUCCUGCUUAGAGGACACGGGCCAGGACACACUGGCCUUGUUCCUGCGAACGAGUCGGCAAGCAGUGUCAAGGGACCCUGAGGCCCUGGUGCCGGUGGUCCUGGGACCGACUGGGAGCAAAACAGAGGAACCAAGAGUGACAAAGCGGGAUCUGUGGCAGCCAGCCCAAGGAGAGCUCACCCCCAUGGUGCUGGGACCUGAGGAGCUCACACCAGCCCAGCGUAGGCCAGAGGUUCUCAGACCAGAACUACCCAGGCCAGUGGACAUUGGUUCUGGAGGAUUCCGUGAUGUCUGUGCUCAGGAGAGGUUGCGGGGAAACACGGAUUUGGCGUAUGUUAUGGAUGCAGACCCAUGUGGCUACUGUCUCAUUGUCAACAAUGUGAACUUCUGUCCUGCCUCGAGGCUCAGCCUACGCACUGGCUCCAAUGUGGACUGUGAGAAGCUGCAGCACCGCUUCCGCCAGCUGCACUUUUCUGUGGAGGUUAAGUGUGACUUGUCUGCCAAGCAAAUGGUCCAGGCCUUGACAGAGCUAGCGCAGCGGGACCAUCGUGCUCUGGACUGCUGUGUGGUGGUCAUCCUGUCUCAUGGCUGUCAGGCCAGCCACCUGCAGUUCCCGGGUGCCAUUUAUGGCACAGAUGGAUGUUCUGUGUCUGUGGAGAGGAUUGUGAACAUCUUUAAUGGGACCCACUGCCCUGGCCUGGGCGGGAAGCCCAAGCUCUUCUUCAUCCAGGCCUGCGGUGGGGAGCAGAGGGACCAUGGUUUUGAGGUGACCCUCAGUUCCCCCGAAGACAGGGGGUCCAGCAGCGACCCUGAGCCCGACGCUGCCCCUUUCCAGGAGGGCGCAAGGUCCUCUGACCAGCUGGAUGCCAUGUCAAGUUUGCCCACCCCCAGCGACAUCCUCGUGUCUUACUCCACCUUCCCAGGUUUCGUCUCCUGGAGGGACGUCAAGAGCGGCUCUUGGUACAUCGAGACUCUGGAUGGCGUCCUGGAACAGUGGGCUCACUCUGAAGACCUGCAGUCCCUCCUGCUGAGGGUUGCAAAUGCCGUUGCAGAGAGAGGGGUUUACAAUAAACAGAUUCCUGGUUGUUUCAAUUUCCUCCGGAAAAAGCUUUUCUUUAAAACUUAAGGCUGGGCCCACUCCUCCUGCCUUGUUGGUCACCCCUAUAACCUUCCUGCUCCGGGAGGUUGAGUCGUCUACUUCACUGGAUGCUAAGGAUCUUGUAGCUUGUGGGGUCCGCUCGCUCCCUUCUGGAUGUGGAUGUGCCUUGAGCUUCCCAGCUGGGGACAGAGGUGCAGAACGCCACCGUGGAAGACCCGUGCACACUCCCUUCCAGCUUAGGAGCCGUGGGUCUGCAGAGAUCUUUGCCUGCUGACAAACCAGCAACUGUGCUAGAGUCCUAAACAACUGGGAUUCCCAACGAAGGUGGUUAACUUCCC
This is a messenger RNA of Dipodomys ordii (Ord's kangaroo rat), 1744 nucleotides long. It is a transcript of the gene Casp9, whose product is annotated as caspase 9, apoptosis-related cysteine peptidase. The record is from RefSeq and is a predicted model, not a curated record. The transcript has 9 exons. Gene Ontology annotation, biological process: intrinsic apoptotic signaling pathway in response to DNA damage; proteolysis; regulation of apoptotic process. NCBI's taxonomy places the organism in Eukaryota, Metazoa, Chordata, Mammalia, Rodentia, Heteromyidae. Gene Ontology annotation, cellular component: cytoplasm. Bases 87 to 1433 code for a protein of 448 amino acids.